Messenger RNA from Prorocentrum cordatum, 1469 nucleotides. The record is from the annotation of a GenBank genome assembly. NCBI's taxonomy places the organism in Eukaryota, Dinophyceae, Prorocentrales, Prorocentraceae.
GAGGAAGUCUGCUUACCGAUGUGGAAGUAGUGGUAUCCUGAGUCCUGAGAGCAGUGGGACAGAAUCCAGUGUAAAGGGUAAGUGUAAGUGGGCCGUAAAAGUGUACGCAGGUCACCUGGUACGGGUACGUGCCCAGACGGACCAGCCUUUCCUUCGUGGCAGGUGCGAUGCUUGGUGAUCUCGACAUGUCGAGUGAUGGAGACCGUCAUAUGUGCCCGAAGGUCUCCGACGGCAGGGAGUGCGCUGACCCCAUCACGGCAAUGCUGCAUCGCAUGGAGUCCAAUAUGGCCACUAAGUCAGACCUCGAUGGGAUUCAGACUGCGGUCGGCAAGUGCGAAGAGAACUACAACGUGCUCAACGAUAGGCUGUCCACGCUGGAGGCUAAGAUCCACAGAGGUCUUGACGCAGCCCAAGAAGCAGCCCUACUCGCCAAAUUGGAGGCCAACGUUCUUGAGAGCCAGUCUAGUCUAGAUGCAGGCAGCACUCGCUCAGGCACUUCCUUGCCGGCUUCCAGUGCUUCAGGUGCCUCUCGUCCUCGGUGGCAGCGCGGGCCGCGGGGCCUCGCACAUCGGUGUUCACUGGCUCGGGCAGCAACGAGCAGGACUCCGACCCCCAGAAGAUCUGGGCCAGCGGGCUCCAGUCUCCCAUGCUUGCGCGCGUCAUGGUCUCUUGCAUGAACGAGGUCAUCCCGUAUCUCCCGUCGCACAUCAAGCGUCCUUCCUCCGUCACCGCUCAUCGAUUGCUUCGAGACUGCCAACGAUGCGAAAACAGAUGUGGAGCAUGUCAAGAACACCGAUUUGAAGUUCGAGAACGCCAAAGGCGAUGCCCAUUUCCGUGCUCGUCGCGAUGCCAAUUGUGAUCUCCGUCGUCGUAGCAUGGUCCCAGGCAGAGUGUGGCAGGGUGUUUCGCACCAUUUUGCUAGCAAGAAGAUCGGCAGUGACAUUGUCGUGGUUGUGAUGGUCACCAAGGGAUUUUUCACGAAAGGCGAGGAGGUCCACAUCCUAUGCACAAUCACCCACAACGCCGACACCUCCGCCAACCUGGGGCCAGACUUUGAAAUUUUCAAACUCUAGAUGAGCAAGGACCAGGUCUUGGCACUGGUUUGGAGUGCCAUUGAAUAGGGGUUCGACAUGUCUAAUGCGUGUGUGCCAGGCUGCGUCAACUGUGCGGUCUUCAGUUGUGCCGGCCAGGUAUCUGUCAGCAUCAGUGUCAAGUUCCAGUUAUGCAUGCUCGGUUUCUUUCUCUUCUUCGGCUUCCUCCUCCUCUACCAGUUCCAGCUCGUCUUCGCCCCUCUCCUUGCCUGGAGCAAGGCCGCCUUCAUGUGCAGCCAGGCAAUUUUCCCCCGGCGCCGACUUCUCGAUUGCGACCUGGAACGCCAGAUCUUUUUUGGGAGGGCCCACUGCCAGCCAUUCAAUGCUUGAGCAGAAAAUCAACCACCUGUUUCGAUUGGUCCAGGCUCACGAUGCCGU